Molecule: messenger RNA, 942 nt
Organism: Ochlerotatus camptorhynchus
Lineage: Eukaryota; Metazoa; Arthropoda; Insecta; Diptera; Culicidae
Gene: mge
Product: translocase of outer mitochondrial membrane 22 homolog mge
Exons: 3
Coding region: 270-917 (215 amino acids)
Biological process (GO): intracellular protein transport
Cellular component (GO): mitochondrial outer membrane
Source: RefSeq, a predicted model, not a curated record
CUUUUUCACCCAUCCUCUUGUUCUGUGCGUUCGCGGUCGCAUGCAUGUGUUUUUCGUGUCGCGAAGUGCGGUGAAAAUCUCGAGAUAAAAGUGUUUUUUUCCGUGGGAACCUCAAUGUAAACCGAACGAAACCGGCUAGAAUCUUUUCGGUGCCAGCAAAACACUGAAUUUUUCUUGGAACUUCGCAACGGAAGUGUGCAUUUUGAACUUUGAGUUUAUAAUUUCUGCUUUAAACUUUCCAACUACGCGGCGCAGCAAGCUCUGUGUGAAUGGAUUCCGAUCCCGAGGUCGUGCUGGUGGAUAAAGUGGACGAGGACGAAAUUUCAACCGAUAAGGACAGCGGAAUGGAAUCGGCUAGCAACAGCAAAGAUGACACACCGGAACGCAAAACGGCUACGUUAGAGGAGUUGUUGCAGGAAGAUGCGGAGGAGGAAACUGCUCCAGCUCCGAGUGCACCAGUUGCAGCACCAGAACCAGCCCCCGCCCCAGCCCCAACACCAGCAGCAGCAGCAGCACCAAAGCCCCAACCGGCAGCUAGUACAACCUCAAAGGCCACGGCACCAGCUGCUAUCAAAAGCAAGGACGACGAUUUCGAUGACGAGCCGGACGAGACGUUGACCGAGCGCCUGUGGGGCCUCACCGAGAUGUUCCCGGAGGGAGUGCGAACCGUUAGCGGUGCCGUGACGGACUUGUCCGUUGCCAGCGUCAAAACCCUGUACAAGUUCACCUGCAAUGCGUCGUGGAUCUUCUUCACCAGCUCGAUGAUCCUGUUCGCUCCGGUCGUGUUCGAGGUGGAACGGGCCCAGAUGGAGGAGAUGCAAAAGUCACAACAGAAGCAGGUCCUGCUGGGUCCCGGAUCAGCCGUAGGAGGUGGCCCCGGUGGUAUGCCAGCGAUGCCUCCGAUGGCGGCCCGAUAAUCUUCUCUCCCGAUAAAUUAAGCAG